UACCCUGCACAAGCUCUGCAUCCACACCAGGGAAGUUCCUCAGUAUACAGUACAUCCUCGUGGGUGUUUAAACACAGCACAGAGCGCUUUUACAGCAGCUGAUCUCAGACUCCUGUCAGCCAUGGCAUGGAUUUGCUUCCUCUUGUGCCACCUCUGUUUGGCCAUCUCCAUACUGGCGAUUAACCCCAGUCAAAUCAAAGUUUUCCCUGAAAAUGGUGCAGUUUCAGGUGUCUUUCUGGCAUCUCUCCAGCAUGUGCACAAUAAAAAUCACCCGUAUUCCUUUAACGCCUCUCAAGCCAGAGAGGUGUGUCUGAUGCUUAAUGUGAUUAUAGCUUCAAAAGCUCAGGUGGAGGCGGCCUAUAGAAACGGCUUGGAGACAUGCAGGUAUGGGUGGGUUGAUGAGCAAAUUGCUGUUCUCCCUCGAAUCACUGCCAGUAAGCCAUGUGGCCAGAACCGAGUGGGAGUCAUUCCAUGGCGAUCAGUUCCUACUAAGUCUUUUGAUGCAUUUUGCUUCAACUCAUCAGAUGUACAGACAGAAGUACCUGUUAGCACUAUUAUCAGCACAACCACUAAACCCACAACUAUCCGCACAAUCACUAAACCCACAACUAUCCGCACAACCACUAAACCCACAACUAUCCGCACAACCACUAAACCCACAACUAUCCGCACAACCAGAAAACCCACAACUGUCCGCACAACCACUAAACCCACAACUAUCCGCACAACGUCUAAACCCACAACUAUCCGCACAACCACUAAACCCACAACUAUCCGCACAACCACUAAACCCACAACUAUCCGCACAACGUCUAAACCCACAACUAUCCGCACAACCACUAAACCCACAACUAUCCGCACAACGUCUAAACCCACAACUAUCCGCACAACUUCUAAACCCAUACCCAAGCCAAAAGUAUCUUCAUCGCCCGUGCCUGCUCGUCCUUAUCCUCCAACUUUCCCCCUCCCCCAAACUACCCAGUCAGCUCAAUCUUCCACACCUCCUCCUCUCUUCCCUACUAGCUCUAAUACUCCCGCUUCAUCAAUCUACCUUUUGCCUUCUACUUCUGACGUUCUUCUGCUCACCACGUCACCUGUUCCACCAACUCUGCACCCCCAGGAUAUGAGCUCAGGGUCACCAGUGGGAGUAGUGCCAACUGUACUCCUCAUUUCGAUUGCCAGUCUGGCUCUGUUGGCCACAGUCAUUGCACUCUGGUAUUACAAAAUGAACCGAGACAGAAUGAUCCCUUUCUGGAAAGGUGGCCAGCAGAAAGAUGACAUUGAGGAGGUGUGGGAGAAUCUCUGUCAUACUGAAGUGAAAGAGCAGCACACAGAGAUGGAGCUGGGUGGCAUCAGGAAUGACUCUGGAGGAGGACUCUGAGACACACACUGACUAACAGCCUAACAAUGGCUUUCCACAGGAUAUGAAGCAAACCUGCAGCAAAGGUGAAUUUAGGUUGCACCUGCUUCACUUCCAUGUGAGCUAAUGCAGCAUUUUCAACCAGCAGCAGUGCUGCACAGAUGGAAGCAUCCCAGCAGCAGAAUCAAUAAUGUGGAGCAGCACUCAAGUGCUCAUGUGCACACUUUAGGUAAAAAAAAACCCAAAGCACAUUUACAGAGAAUAUAAUGGUGCUUUUGAUCAUUUCUAUGUGUUUCAACAAAUCAUUUUAUCAUAUUUAAAUAAAAUUAACUAAUCCAAGAUCAAGAUCAUCCUGACGAAAAAAAGUAGUGUGGCCUUAGUUUGGCUUCAAUAAUGAAAAUGGUGGGUGUUGCAAUGGUACUCACCACUUCUCUGCUGCUUUCUAAUCCUGUGGAAAACCAGUGCAACUGUGAUGGGACUUCACAUAUGUGAGAUUCCACUAAAGAACCAUUCAGGUUGUGUUGUUAAUUGCAUUAUAUCUUUGUACCAUUAGUAUCUGUGCAUCAUUUGGGAAGACUCUUGAAAAGUUAAGUGUUAAUGGCACAGAAAUAUUGUGAAAAGUCUUACGUAUGCAGACAGCAUCCAAGUCCGCCGAAUGAACUGCUUUCAUUUGGGUUAUCUUGUGCUGUUCCCCAGCCUCAAACUUACUUGUAACUAAGAUAAAUACUAAUGUUCACUGUAAAUAGUUUUCAGCAAAUAAUAUUUAGUGUGUGGUGCAACGCAGGAGAUUACUUUAUAGAAUACAUAAAAGCUUUUUCUAUAUUUGUAAACCAAUAAACUACUCGUUUAUGCUA
This is a messenger RNA of Conger conger (European conger), 2214 nucleotides long. It is a transcript of the gene lyve1b, whose product is annotated as lymphatic vessel endothelial hyaluronic receptor 1b. NCBI's taxonomy places the organism in Eukaryota, Metazoa, Chordata, Actinopteri, Anguilliformes, Congridae. Gene Ontology annotation, molecular function: transmembrane signaling receptor activity; hyaluronic acid binding. Gene Ontology annotation, cellular component: plasma membrane. Gene Ontology annotation, biological process: cell adhesion. The record is from RefSeq and is a predicted model, not a curated record. The coding region runs from base 122 to 1381 and encodes 419 amino acids. The transcript has 7 exons.